Messenger RNA from Suncus etruscus (white-toothed pygmy shrew), 2453 nucleotides. It is a transcript of the gene FASTKD2, whose product is annotated as FAST kinase domains 2. Gene Ontology annotation, molecular function: RNA binding. The record is from RefSeq and is a predicted model, not a curated record. The coding region runs from base 329 to 2362 and encodes 677 amino acids. NCBI's taxonomy places the organism in Eukaryota, Metazoa, Chordata, Mammalia, Eulipotyphla, Soricidae. Gene Ontology annotation, cellular component: ribonucleoprotein granule; mitochondrial matrix. Gene Ontology annotation, biological process: mitochondrial RNA processing; regulation of mitochondrial mRNA stability. The transcript is spliced from 12 exons.
GACCAGGCCGGGGCGUCCGAGUCGGCCCGGGGACGCUUCUGGAGUCCCAGGUUUUGAUUCUUGUAGGACGAUUCAUUCGUCCUGAGUCGGAUCCUAAAGGGAUUAUUUUGGGGUUCAGGGACGAUUGAUUCUUUCCAGGUUGGGACGAGCCUGGUGUGAGCAUCACUUGUCUGGCUGCUUCCUUGCUGGUCUUCUUAGCUCGAUUUCCACCCUUACAAUCUAUAACUGCAGGAAAACGCAAGACUAUGUUCACUUUCACUGGUAGAAGUAACCUUGGCCUCCUAUUGACCAUUUGAAAGCCAUUGUAAGUGAAAUAGAAGCCAGAAAAAUGAAUAACACAGCAGGUUCCUUUUUAUGGAGCUUGAGACAAUUCAGCAUCUUGGCUUCAACAAGCAUAACCAGGAGGCUGUAUUCUUUGGGAUUUUUCCAACCAGCAAUUGCUUAUUCACACUGGAACCCAAGAAUUCUCCCAAGGAAUGUUGAUAGGAAAACACAGUCCCAUGUUAGACAUCUAUUUCAGGAUGUUUCACUAUUUAAACCAGAAGCUGAUGGCUUUCAAAUAAAAGUCAUCAACCCUGGAACAGUUUCAAGAAUUGAAAGGCAAUUGUCCAUGGACUCAAGACACAAUCAUGCCUCCAAUGAUGGCUUGAAGGAAAUAGAUUUUCAUCAUGAAACCUCUAAUGAAGAAGUUCUCACCAAAGAAACCAAACGAACCCUCAUCAACUUGAAAAUACUGUCUAGUGAGUGUAAUUCUCUUAGUGAUGUAUUAGAUAUAUAUUCAAAAGCACCUACAUUUCCUAGUAGUAACUACUUGUCAGCCAUGUGGACAAUUGCCAAAAGGAUGUCUGAUGACCAGAAGCGCGUUGAAAGGCAACUUAUGUUCAACCACCCUGCCUUUAACCAGCUGUGUGAACAGAUGAUGAGAGAAGCCAAGAUCAUGCAUUACGACCAUCUCCUGUUCAGUUUUCUUGCUGUGGUAAAGCUUGGAAUUCCUCAGAACACUUUGCUGGUACAGACCUUGCUGAGGGUGAUUCAGGAACGCAUCAAUGAGUGUGAUGAGAAAAGCUUGUCAGUUUUAGCAACGAUCUUAGACGCGAUGAAACCAUGUAAGAACGUGGAAGUCCUCCGAGCGGGGCUGCGGAUCCUUGUUGAUCAGCAAGUGUGGAAUAUAGAACAUGUCUUCACGUUACAAAUGGUGAUGAGAUGUAUUGGAAAAGAUGCACCAGUUGCUCUGAAAAGGAAACUGGAGAUGAAAGCCCUGCGGGAACUUGGCAGAUUUUCAGUUUUGAAUAGCCAGCGCAUGUUCGAGGUACUGGCCGCCAUGGGCUACCGGUCUGCUGUCCUUCUGGACGAGUGCAGCAAGAUGGUCAUAGGUAAUAUUCAUGGGUGUCCUUUAAAAGUCUUGAUAAACAUAUUGCAGUCAUGUAAAGAUCUGCAUUACCGUAAUUCAAGCCUUUUCAAGGGAAUAGCAGAUUAUGUGGCGACAACUUUUGACAUCUGGAAGUUGAAAAAGAUUAUUUUCCUGCUCAUUUUAUAUGAAAACCUUGGCUUUCGACCUGUUGAUUUGAUGGACUUACUUGUAAAGAAAAUAAUUGAAGACCCUGGCUUCCUAAAUAUGAAAAGCAUCAUCUCAGUGCUUCAGAUAUUCUCUUCUCUCAAUCACAUUAACGAACAACAACCUCCAGAGUUCCUAGAAGUCCUGACUAGUACCCUAACAGGUUAUCUUCACCACAUCUCUUCAGAAAGCCUGCUGAGUGCCAUGUAUUCCUUUUGCCUUAUGAAUCACUUUCCCCUGGUCCCUCUUAAUCAGCUACUCAAAGAAGAUGUCAUCAAGGAACUUCUGAGAUCAGGGGAGAAGAAUGUACGCAAGCUCUCUGUUUUGGACAGUUGUCUAAAACUCGAUGAUGUUCCUUAUCACAAGGCCAUAGACUUAGCCCUACCACAGCUCCCAGCCGUGCCACUGAACCCAAAUGGGAAGGUAGCAGAGGUGCUCAGGAGCCUUGUGGGAGAAGGAUGCUUCUCGAGAAAUGUCCGAUUGCAGCAUCAUUAUUAUAUUGAUUUUGAAAUCCGAUUGGAUACUAACAAGAAUCAAGCGCUUCCAUUUUCUGACACAGAUGCGGUCACUUCUGCCGAUAUUCAAAGAGUAGCUAUCCUUUGUGUUCCUAAAUCUGUCUACUGUUUGGAUUCAACUCAUCCCAAAGGAUUAUUUGCUUUGAAAAUUCGGCAUUUGAGGGCAAUGGGUUUCUACGUGAUCUUGCUCAAUAAUUGGGAAUUGGAGAAAUUAGAGCUAGAGGAAGCGGUCGCAAUUGUGAAGACUGAGAUCUUUUCAGAGCAAGCCCUUCCUGCUGCCGAUGUGAAUUGAUGGAGCUUGGGUUAAAAGACAGAAGUGAUCUUUCCAGAGGAGGAGACAUACAUUUAUGAAAAUAACUUUAAUAAAGAUUCCAAUUCAGUUA